GAGAAACCAGCAAAAAGAAACCAAAAAGCUAAAGGCAAACAAAUUCACACAAUACGCAAUCUCGGCAAAUCGAAAGGCAACUCUAUUACGAUCAACUCUACCAACAAGAUAAACACGCUACAACUCUGGCAGCGCUCUCUGGCUAAUAAAGAAAAGAUACAAAGGAAUUAACUAGAACAUUCUCUCUAUCCCACUCUAAUGACACACACACACACAAAAACGAACACGUACGCACCAUCUGUCUCCCACACACCCACAAAUUCGACCAACUGGACCAAUUAAAUGUUUAUGGAUACAACAACAAAAAGGAGGAAAGCAUACCAAUUAAACCAAAUCUAAAUAAAACAAUUUUCGUUUCUUGAGGCAAAAAAAAAUAAGGGAAAAACUCUCGAACUUGGAAAUAAUUUCAAAUUUUCGGAAAACCCCAAAAAUAUAUGACAGUGUUGCAAGACAGCCCAAAAUCCAAUAUUUCGGUGUGCAAAAAGUAAAAUUUUUGAAAAAGGCGCAAGCGAAAAGUCACAGAUCAGUCAACAAACAACAAGAACAACCAGCAACAACAAAAACAACAGCAAGCUAACAACAACAAGAACAGCAACUGCAACAAACAACAAUCCAAAAUCGACGAAGACGACGGCCCCCGACAAAAUUCAAUUGGAAAAUUGAAACUUAUGGAUUGCUGGACGGGUAACGCCCGACUGGCGAGUGUUUUAGUUUAAGCAGCGUAAGCUGUCACCGACAUGGGCAGUGAGCACUACUGCUUGAGGUGGAACAAUUACCAAUCCAACCUGUUAGGGGUGUUUAGUCAAUUACUACAAGACGGGAGCCUGGUGGACGUCACACUAGUUUGUUCAGAGGGCACAUCCAUCAGAGCCCAUAAGGUGGUCCUCUCGGCUUGUUCCUCGUACUUCCAGAGCCUGUUCCUGGAGCACCCCGAAGGACAUCUAAUUGUGAUAUUGAAGGACGUCCGUUUUGCCGAGCUGCAAACCUUAGUUGAAUUCAUGUACAAGGGCGAGGUGAACGUGCAAUAUUGUCAGUUGUCCGCGCUGCUCAAGACAGCCGAAUCCCUCAAGGUCAAGGGCCUGGCCGAGAUGACGAACCAGAACACGACGCUGCGCGAACCCGAACGGGAACCGGACCGCUUGCGUCCGCAGGGCGGCGGCGGUAGCGGCGGUUCCGCCCACAAGUCGGCCGACAGUCCGGCGGCCGCGCUCGAUGCCACAGCGGCCACACAGGCGGCGACUGCCACGGCAACGGCAACUGCCGCGGCGGCAACAUCGACCUCAACCUCAGCAACAUCUGCGGCGGCAACGGCAGCAGCGACAGCAGCAACAUCUGCGUCCACAACGGCUACGGCGGCGGCGGGGAGUAGUAAUACAACAACAACAACGGCGGCAACCACAACAGCAACCUGUGCCACAGCAGCAACAUCCACGGCAGCAACAUCCUCAUCAUCGUCGGUGACAUCAGCAGCAGCAGCCGCAGCAGCAUCUGGUGUUGCGCACUCGGAGGAGGCGACCUCGUCAUCAUCGUCAACUGGCGGGCAGAAGCGGGAGGCUAGCGAUCGCAGCAGUCCCACGCCCGCCAAACGAUCGUCGCGAAUGCAUCCGGCGGACAAGGUGGAUGUGACAGAGGAUCGGGAACAGGAGCAACACCAGGCGGACGAGCUGCUGGGCGAGGAGCUGCUCGGUCGCAACUUAAAAGACGAGGAGGAGGACGAUGUGGAUGAGCUGGACGAGAACGAGGAGACGAUGCUAAGGGGUCGCGAGGAGGACGAGGACGACGAGGAUGAGGAGGAGGACACGCCCAUGCCGUUGGAUCUCUAUCAAAGACCAAAUGUCGAGCCAAAAAGCGCCGCAGCAGCAACAGCAGCGCAGCAGGGCGGCAGCAACAGCCUCAGCGGUAGCAGCAACGCUUGCCACACCAACAGCAGCAGCAACAGCAAUAAUAACAAUAACAACAACAACUCCAGCAGCAACAACAACAACACUAGUAGUGGGAAAACCUCAGCGGCCAGCAAUGGCGGCACAGCAACAUCCGGCGGCACAGCGGACUCCGUGGUUGCGGUGGAUGACGAUGACGACGACGACGAUGGUGGCCAUCAUCAUCAGCGACAGGUGAUGGACGAUCGAUUGGAGCAGGAUGUGGACGAGGAGGAUCUAGACGACGAUGUCGUGGUGGUGGGCCCCGCCACCGCGAUGGCCAGGGGCAUUGCCCAGCGGCUGGCCCAUCACAACCUGCACCGUCUCCAUCACACGCACCACCAUGCUCAGCACCAGCAUCCGCAGCAGCACCACCAGCAUCCGCAGCACCACCAUCCGCCGCACCACCAGCAGCACCAUACGCACUCGGAUGACGAGGAUGCCAUGCCCGUGAUUGCCAAGAGUGAGAUCCUCGACGAUGACUACGACGAUGAGAUGGAUCUGGACGAUGACGAUGAGGCGGACAACAGCAGCAACGAUCUGGGUCUCAACAUGAAAAUGGGCAGCGGUGCGGGCGGCGGCGGUGGCGUGGACCUGUCCACCGGCUCCACAUUGAUACCCUCGCCAUUGAUCACCCUGCCAUCCUCAUCGGCGGCGGCGGCGGCAGCUGCAGCGGCGGCGAUGGAAUCGCAGCGCUCCACGCCGGCCAUGUCAGCGGCCCAGGCAGCUGGAGCGGGCGCCUCGGACCUCAGUAUUGGUGGCUCCGGCGGUCGACCGGCGUCCAGGAGCUCACGCGACGGCGGCGGCAACGAUGGCGGCAGGGGAGGAGCAUCCUCCUCCAGCCUACUGAGCCCGGGAACCGUGGCCAAUCUCCUGCCCGUGCAAUCGGUGCCAUUGAGUCUCAAGAAGGAGAUCGAUUGCAGCGAGGACGACAACAGCAGUCACAGCAGACACAUGCAACAGCGUUCGGCAUCAGCUGGCGGCGGCCUGGGCGGCGACCUUGACUACCGCGCCUCCCACGAGUCGGAAACGUCCGAAUCGCCCCACCAACAACAACAGCCCCCACCACACGCUGUGGGCGUUGGGGCGGGCGGUGGCUCAGCGGCCGCAGCAGCUGCCGCAGCAGCCGCCCUGCUGCAUCAGCAGCAACAGCAGCAGCCCCCACACAGCCCCCCGCCGCCGCCCCUGCACAUGUUUCCGUGCAUCUACUGCCGCUCGGCCUUCCCCAACCAAUCGAAACUCACCCGCCACCUGCUGACGCACUCGCUGAAGACGCUCGAGUAUCGCGAACCAACCACCACGGCUCUGCUCCAUUCGCAUCUGCUGGGCGAUCUCAACAUGGCCGCCGCCGGCCUACCAUCGCCAUUCGCCUUUCAGAUGAACGCCGCCGCCAUGGCGGCCACUUCCGGCAGCGAUACACAGGAGCAGGUGGCGGCAUUGGCCGCCGCCUUUGGCAUCGACAUGGAGGCGGCCCUCUCGUUGGCCAGCACCGGCUGUACGUUCCAGAGUUUGACGGGCUGCCUGGAGGCAAGCUCCGGCGGCGGAAGCGGUGGCGGCGGCCAGGGUUCGUUGUCCCGCUCGGCAACUUCGGCCGGAAACGGUGGUGGCCUAAUGCUCGGCAGCGGAAGUGGCAGUGGCUCGGGGGCUGCAGCGGCAACGGGUGGCAGCGGCAGCAGCGGCUGUGGUGGCGGUGGCGGUACCGCCACCUCCGGCUCCUUGUCGCCAUCCACAUCCGCCGCAGCAGCAGCGGCGGCCGCUGCACAAUCGCAGUCAGCGGCGCUGCUGGGCGCCGCGUCCAGUGAUCCGAAUAGUGUUGUCAUGUGUAAGUUCUGUGCUAAAAGUUUUCCCGAUGUUACAUCACUGAUCACGCAUUUGUCGGUACAUACAGGUGAUCGACCAUUUAAAUGUGAGUUUUGUGGCAAAGCAUUUAAGCUGCGCCACCACAUGAAAGAUCAUUGUCGCGUGCACACCGGCGAACGGCCGUUCAGAUGUAAUAUGUGCGGGAAAACUUUCUCGCGCUCAACGAUACUCAAGGCGCACGAGAAAACGCAUUUUCCCAAGUACGUGCGCAAGUUUUUGUCACCCAGCAGCCCGGUCGAUACAAAGGAUGAGUUGCCGCAAUAGUGAAACGAUUUUAGUUUGUUAUUAAAUUAUUAUUAUUACUACUAUUACUACUAUAAUAAUAACAACAAUAACAACAACAACAACCACAAUAACAACGCAAACUAUUUGCAACACACCAACAACAACAUCAACAACACCAACAAUUUCAACUACAACAACAAUUGAUGAGGACGAUCCAACAAGAACUUUGACUUACUUAAGGAUGAAAAUGAAGAGGAAGAUGGAAGAGGAGGAGAAGAGACCAACACAACAAUACACCAAUGCACACACACCCACAUAUAUGUAUAUACCGUUGAAUCCAUGUAUAUACAUAUGUAUAUAUUUUAUUAAUUAUGUAAACGAGGCAUCAGUUCUGAAAGUUUUGGGCAAGCAGAAACUCUAGCAAAUAGGAAAGAGACAGCAAAACACCAACACGAACACAACAAAACACACACACAGACACAAUAGAGCAGGCAGGCUAUAACCGUAUAUAUAUAUCCCAAUAUAUAUACAAAUCAUCUAUAUUAAUAUAUACAUUAUAUACAAUAAUUAUAUAGCAGCAUAUUGUCGAAUUGUUGAAGUUUAUACCAAGAAGCGAACUUGUUUUUUUUUUUUUUUGAUGAUACAGGAUCUGUCCUUGUAGACAGAUGAGAAGAAAUGAUAGGGAAAGAUUUAUCCCUUCUUUUUGGAUGGCAAGAAAAGAGAGAAACGUUUUUUCUACCCAGGAAAACAGCUAAAGCGCAGCGUGAGAGAGUUGUAGCAGGAAUCUAAUAAAAAGAUAAAGAAAAAUAAAACAAAAAUAUAUAUAUAUAUAUGAUAUAUAUAUUUUUCAAAGUAUAUGUUAGAGAAUGUAAGACAUAUAGGCAAGAAUGAAAAAGCGCAAAAAAAAUUGAAAAGAAAUUUACAAAAAUAUUAAAAACAUAAAAAAUUGCUAACUAUACAUGAUAAAAUUGAUCUAAUUGAAUACGAUUUAGUAAUGCUAACGAUAGCGAUUAACGAUAAAGAUAAACAUAAACGUAAACGUAAUGAAAAGAACAGUGAACACACGUGAUGUAACUUUUUAAGUAGCAGCCGAAGCCGAAGGAUCCGAUAACGUAGAAUGUUGAUGAUGAUAAUAAUGCGUUAAAGUAGCUUAAAGUAUACAUAAUCCCUGUCCCCGAUCGAAACUAGAACACACUCAAAAUCAGUAAAAGCAAAGUGAACUGGUGAGCACCCCCCACAAUCCAAAACACCAACUCAAAUUUUCAAUUCAAGUAAAAGCAAAGUGAACUCGGGUAUCCCAAAAACAUCAAUACACCAACACACCGAUUCAACAAUUCACCAAUGCAUUAAGUGUAGCAUUCUUUUGUGCGUCUUCGGUUUUUACUUUUGCGCAAGUGAACGCAGUAGAACAUACAUAUCCCAAAAACACACUAAGACACAAGAAAGAAGCUAACACAGACAGGCUGAUCGGCUACAGAUCGAAUCGCUAUAUAGAGGACUCUUUUCGAUAGUGAGUUAGUGCAACUUAGUCCCCCGAUCCCCUCGCUCACACACGCGUAUAUUAUACACUCACAGAACUUAUUAUACAGUAACAUAUACAUAUAUCUAUAUACAAUAUUUAUAUAUCUAUAUAAACCAGAUGCAGAAAGCGAUAAAAGUGACAUUUUUGGAAUUCAGAUAAAAUUUGAGGAAAAUGAAAAAAUGAGUAAAUGAAAAGCAGCAGCAGCAGAAUUACAUAGAAUAUCUGUGAUCUUAACGAUAUUUAUAAAAACCUUAUACAUAAACCAAAAAAAUAUAUAUAUGUAUAUGAGUAGUAGAGGGAAAAACACACUAGGAAUACCAACUAAGGGUAGCUGUAGCGAUGAAAACAACAUUUGGCUUAAAGAUGACCCAUUAAAGUUCUUGACGCAAAAACUCACAUAAUUUCGAUAGUUCGUUUUUUUUUUUUGCACCACUCACCCAACCAAGUUUACUUUGCUUUGAAAAACCACACCCCUUAGGCUUUACGAUAAUGAAUUUGUGCUAGAAACUAAAGCAAAUGGAAAAGCUUAGAUAUACCCAAGCGUUAAAUAAGUAAUUAUAGAUUUUUUGUGUUAUCACGUUAUCACGAAUUCUCCACUUUGGCUUAAUCGAAACCCGAAGCUCCGCAGAUCCUCGCUGAAAAGUCCUUUUCCACCCACUUAGGUGAUUAGCCCGGCAACAACAGCAAACGAAACAACAAGAAAUGCAAAUCGAUCUCAAAAUUAUAAACAAAUGAAAACAAAAAUUAUCUAUAAAAACCAAGGAAGCUUGUGAAUAUCUUUUGUCGCUGGGGCUAAGCGUGAAAAUCGAGGGGAAAUCAUUAACUCGUUUCUGCGGUUGGGGCAAAGAUUUUUUUUUCGAUUUUUGGCAACGGAUUGGGAACAGCAAGCUGCAAAAACAAACAAAAAAAAUGAAUAAAAAACUUAAAAACAUUUUUAAAUAUAAAAAUAUUAUGAAAAAGAGGCAACAACAAACGCACACAAAGCACGCUAGACAAAAUUCAAAAUUCUAAAUUUUAAACCAAAAAAUAAAAAAAACUUUUGGCAAGAAACAAAAAAUGGAAAAACUGAAACAAACACAAAAACUUUUGGAUUAAACAAUUUGGCUGUGAUAGCAUUACAUGAAUAGUAAAUAAUUAAUGGAUAACAAAAUAUUUAACCAAAAACAUAAAAAAUCGAGGGGAGGAGAAUUAUUUGCUUUGCAUUUUGGAAAAGCGAGGAAAAGCGUUGCCAUUUUUCACCUUUGUUGUUGGCUUACUUUUCUCAUGCAGUAUUAGAGGACUUUAGGAGAGUAGAAGCAACCGGCAUCAAUUCAAUAAUUGUGAUGUUCAAACGAAAGCAAACACAACGGAUAUCUGCAUUAACAAUUAUCCAACAUAAUCAAGCGUAAUGAAAAACAAAAUUUAACCUUUAGGAACAAAUGAAGAAAAAGAAAGCAAAACAAAAUUGUGAUUUUCGGCCUUUUAGAAACAAAAUUAUAAAACAAUUAAUAACGAUACAAGUAAUGGAUAAAUAAUUAUAUUAAAAACCAAAAGCUUUCUCGAUAAUUUUAAUUGCAUUUCAGUGGGGGAAAUUAGAAACCAAAAAUGGGGAAACAAUUGAUAUUAUUUUCGGCACAGCCAGACCAAAAAAUCUUUGCACAGCCGCCGCAGAAAACCAAACAGGGAAAAUCGAAAAGCGAUGAAAACCAAAACAUUCCAAGGAAAUAUGAGUAGACAAAGGGUGGACAAGGACGGGCGGGGGUUGGGGGCUUCGAUUUCAAUGGAAACAAUUUUUUUCGCUAUUUUUUUUUCGUUAAUUAAAUAAUGCACUGAAAACAACCCCCACAAAAACACUCUCACAUACAUACACACAAUGUUUCAUGCUCUGUGUCUCUUAUUAAUUUUUUUUUUUAAAUACAUAUAAACCUACGUGAAUAUAUAUGAAUAUAUAUAUAUAUAUAUACAUUUAGUUCUAAAUGUUUAAGCGAAAUGUUAUUAUUAUUAUACCAACUUAUAUGAAAUUUAUUUAGCUUUAGCAACAAAACAAACCAUUUUAACUAAAAAACGUGGCAACAAAUUGAUAUAUUUUUGUUUAUUUCAUUGAUAAGUUCGAACUACUUUCUGUUCUGUAAUGUAUUACCCAAACGCAUAUUAUUUUGUUAAAUGAUUUUCAGCCAGGACACAAUGAAUUUGUAAGCUAUAUGAGAAAAGUAACUAAGGCAACCGACCAGAGAAACAAAAUAACCUAAACACACAUGUCAAAGAUUAAAUUUAAAUUCAAAAUCAACAGACGAAAAUAAACAGUGACAGCAGCUUAAGUGGAAAAACAAAAGAAAUGAAAAUAAAAAAAAUCAUAAAACUUUUGGCCUUUUUUUCUUCGUUCAACUUUCAUUUUCUCAUGAUUAUACUCAUCCAAAACUUUUCACAUAUCAUUGAAAAAUUCAUUGUGUAUGCAUUUUCAUUUGCCCUCAUUUUAAAUGGUUUUACUACUCAUUAAGUUUAGUUGAUAAGAUUUGAUUUGCUUAGCGCUUAAGUUGUGAUCAAAAGUUCCUUAGUUUGGUUCCCCCAUAAACGUUAAUUUGUGUUUCAAUUAUAUUUUUAUUUUUAAUAUUUCAACAAGCCAUCAAACAGCAGCAACAAGAAUAAAAAUUUCUAACAAGUUCCUUGACAACAGCAAAACAAAAUAAUUAAUAAACAUAUAGCAAAAUAUACAAAAUUGCCAAUUGACCCCAAGCAAACGGAAAAAUCGACACACAGUUUGUUUUUAAUUUAGUUUCUUUUUAAUUUCUCCUUUCUGUUCGUUUCCUUUUGUGGUUUUAGUUGUCCAAAUGUUGCCAGUUUUUUUUUUAAUUAUGUAAAAAAAAAGAGAGAAGAAAGAACUUUUGGAUCAAAUCAAUGCUAACACAAAUUUUUAGUGGAAAUUUUACGAGUAAAGAACUUUUAGGCCUAAAUAGAAACGAGAGACUCAAAAUUAAUUUAGCUUCUUCUAGUUUCCAAAAGAUUUAGUUUCAAAAUUGUUGGAAAACCCUAAAGUUAAUGAAAGGAUAUCGAUACAUUAAAUAUAUCUUUAAAGGCACCUAAAGCACCCACAUAGAAGCAGCGUACAUAUAUAAACAUAUAUAUUGAGAUAUUCAGCUUCUGUUUAAAGAUUUCUGCUUUAGGUUCUACCUUUAGUUCCCAGCACAGAAAAAGCCCUUAAAAUAAAUGGAUAAAUGAAAAAGAAAAAUAUCAUUAGGCGUAACUGCAAAAAUGCAUUUUAAAGGAAACAGGAAUUUAAAAUUAUAUAUACAAGAACAAGAAACACAAUAGCAACAAGAAAACAAAAACAAUACAAAAUUAUAUAUGUAUACAAGGUAUUUGGAAAAGCGAAAGUAAGGAUAUUUAUAUAUGAACCUAUAUAAAUACACACACACAGACACGGACACAACACACUCACACACACACACACACCCCCCCAAAUCCCUAGGAUAUAUAUACAUAUGCCUAAAUGGAAGCUUCAACUUGUACAGCAAUAGCAGUUGAGAGGAGAAAAACAUGAUGGUAUCGAGGGAGAAUAAAGUUAAUUAACAAUUACGCUAGAAUUGCAUACAAGUCGAAUUUAUAUAAAUCUAUAUACAUACAAUGCAUACUAGCAACAUUUACAUACUCAACCUACUGUAAUACAAAUGUUUUCAGUUCGUUUUGAAAACGAUUCCAAGCGAAAUUCGAUCGACAAACUUAGACCUAGAGAAAAGCUUUGGCACACAAAAACGGAAAAAAAAGACGAAGAACGGAAUCAAUAAAUAAUUAAAGAAAAACAACCAAAACAGUUAUGCAAAAUUACCUAACAAAAUUCCCAAAACCAAAUUCCAACUCAAUAUAAUAUAUAAAAUCAAAUGAACAAAAAUUGCAAGUUUCGGCAAGAGAACCUUUUAAAAAGUUCGUUUCGGUUUUCAUUUUUGGCAUAGACAUUUUUUGCAAUCAUAUUUUCGUUUUCAAUUUUUCAUUUUCAAUUUGUUCUAGCAGAAAAAGUGCUCAGGGUAAACACAGAUUCUUCCAAUACAAUAUAACUAAUGAAUGAACAGAACAGCAGAACAGAAACAGAAACAGAAACAAGCAACAAACAAUAUUUAUAUAUGCAUAUAACGCUCAGUAUAUAUCUAGAUAUAUAUAUUAUAUACAACCAAAUAUAUACAACAACUGCAACCGCAAACAACAAUAGUACCAAUAUUUAAACACAAAUCUAAUUUACAAAAAAGUGUUGAAAAAGUUGAUAUACAUAGAAAUAUGGAAAACAGACAACAUAAUGGCUGCGGAGGAAAUGCUUUACAAAUGCAUUACGUACACACAUAGAAAAUGUUUACAAUCGACUUAUAUUUUUUAAUUGAAGCGUAUUUUUUUAAUUAAUUAACUAACUGUAAUCAACAAGAACAAACAGCAACUAUAACGACAAAUGAAUAAUAAGCGUAACAGCUAUGAACAGUAAUGAUUUUACACAAUCAAACAAUAGAUGAAAAUAUAUUAACGAGAAGCGAACUGAGUCAGUGCUUUGACCUUUUCUUUUUGUAUCUACAUUUCUCUUGGUUACCACAGGAUAGUUGAAAGUGUGAAGUCUGGGUUUUUAUACAAUAAAUAGACCCUCGCUUAGUACCUUCCUGCUCCAAACGCAAUAAAUGCCUUUUUUAAAUGACAAAAUAGUGCUAGAUUACGCUCAGAAGUAUGCCACAAUUUCGAAGUUCAAGGGUCCGGUCCGAACUAGUUCCGAAACAUAUACCUACGCAUUUACCAAUAGAACUCUAUCUCUCCCUCUCUCUCAAGUGACAAUAAACCAGGAAAAAACUGACGAAAUCAGCAAAUCAGUUUGAGAACUAGUUCUCAAAACCGAACCAAAUCGCACCCAAAUACAAUCAGCGAACUGCAGUUGGUUAGCAAUAGUCAAUAGAACACAACUGUACUUAAAUGAAUCUGCAGAACUAAGUUCAGGGGCACUAGUUCCGGACCCCAAAAGAAUUGCGGCAUAUGCAAACGUAAGACGACAUAUGAUUGAUUGAUUGAUUGAUUGAGCCACACACAUACCUACACACAUGUACCCUGUUGACGAAUUGCCUUCUUCAUUGAUUUACAUAAUCACCUACAAUACAAAUAAUUUAAGUACCCACAGUGAAGCGAUCGAUAGACCGAUAAUUAGAAACAAUUAUUAAAUAAACAAAGACAGACAAGACAAGAAGUAACAAUUGAUAUUUACACCCAGCUCAUAGAUGUUUUCCACGUUUUUUACAGUGUUACAGAUAAAACCCAAAACCACAAAACAUAGAAAAAGCAACAAAAAAAAUGUAAUAAUGAUAGAGUGAAAUAACAAAUGACAAAGGAAAUGAAUUGUAACGAAUGCAACUUGAGUUGUAGUCAAGGUAUAUAAAGAUUGUUUGUUCGUAGUAUUCGUAGUAUAUUUUUUGUAUACCGCAUGUGUUUCUGUUUGACAAAUCCUUACUUUCAAUAUGCCUUUUUCUGUUCGUUAAGCGAAACUUGUAAGCGCAGCAAGCGGGACAGUGAAACGCAAUAAACUAAACAUAAUGAUAACUAGCAAUUGGUUUCAUCGGCGUAUAAAAUCAACCACAACAACAACAACAACCCCAAUAAGAAUAACAACCACAAAGCUAUAAUUAAACAAAAGAAAAACUAAAUAUGUUUGAGUGCCAAGCUAACAAUUCGAGGACAUACUGUACAUAGAUAAAAAAAUAAAGAGAUGGAAAACGAACCAAAAACAAACACGAAUAACUUUUAAAAAUAUACUCAAAAACUAGGCGUCUGUGUGAGUUCAGGAAAAUCAGGUAAACUAGUUUCAAAAUUUUCAAAAUUCCUCAUAAGAAAUUUGACAUUAUUUCGAAAAUUCAACAAAUUAGUUUCCUGAUUGCGCCUAAAAGCACGAAAUACUCUUUCAACAGAACUCGAAAAACAUUGGUCAAUUCGAUUUUUGACUUUUAAAAUGCUGAAAGAUGUACAUGAAAUGCGAUCAAUAGAAUCACAGCAGAAAAACAAGCGAACCUUUUAAUGCAAGUCUAAACGUAAGGCUAAACAGGAGACAAACCUAGAACCAAUUUUUAAAGAAUAUCAGCGCGGAAAAGGCCCCUCCCCCCCCUUUCCAAGAUGUACAUUUCCACACACACAAAACACAACGUACACACUUUUUGAUACGCUAAAGUCAAGUUAAUGAAUAUGAUAUCUACACACAUUUAUAUAUAGUAAUGUAUGAGGUAAACAAAUAGCAGGACAUUGGAAACCUAAAAGAAAGCUUCAAAAGUUGUAAACAAUUUUUUUCGGUAUAAGCUCAAGACACACGUACAUGUACACACACACACACACAUACACACGCAAAAGAGGAACUCACACAUAUACAGAGAGGCAGAGGAGCGAGUGGAAAAUUUAGGCUGAACCAGCGAGAAAAAUUGUUAAUACUAGCUUGUGGGGCUUAUUUUAUAUUGGUCGAAAACGGAGGCUGAAAGCUGAUAAAUUUUUUGGAAAUUAGCAUGGAAAAACCAAAAGAAACGACAGAAAGGUUAAACGAGAGGAAAGAGAGAAAAAACAACACUGUAGUGCCUAAUCCCCUUUAAACAAGAGAAAAAAAACAAAAAACAAAACUAAAAACAGAAUAAAAAUAAAAUAAAAAGUCGAAAACCAAAAAAAAAAUAUAUAUAUACAAUACAUAUAUACAUUAUACAUACUAAAGUAAUAUUUUAUAAAAACGCGCAGAGCAAAAACCUAAAAAAAAAAAAACAACAAGAACAAGGAAGUCAAAAAUGGAAAUUGCAGUUUUUUUGAUAGUUAUUUUUUUAGCGAGCAAUGGGAGGCAUUGAGAUCUAUAUAUACAUAUAUAUAUAAAACUAAAUAUACAUACACACCUAUACAUUAGUAUAUCUCACACACAUACAACCCACACCCACAUUUAUACAAAAAGUACUUACGGCAUGUAAAAAAGAAAUUAGUUUCUAACGAACGGCGAAAAAAAUGAACAUGAAAAUGAAAAACUAUUAGAAAACUGCAAGGCAAAUUUGCGAAUUUUAGGCAGUUAGCUAUACUACACUCGCCCACACACACACCAACAAACACACACACACACUCAACCAAAUCGAGAAAACAAAGUAGAAACAACAACAAAGUAGUUUUGCAUAUCCCCAAAAACAAAAACAAAAAGAAGGAAAAGUAAAGGUUUGGAAUGAUAAGAAGUGAAUGGAAAAGCCACACAAGCACAGACACACAAGAAACCAAUUUAUCAAAAAAAUUAAACUAGUUUUUAGUAAUGAAAGAGAAUACUACUAUUUUCACUGAGAAAAAAAACACCAGAACAAAACAAUGUAAACAUAUUUAAUAAAUUUAAAGAAACCCAAAAAGAAAAAACCAUAUUUUCGACAUAAGCAAAAUGAAUGAAAUACAUUUUUAACCUUCCUCGAUAAUUUUUCAAGCAUACGGAAAAGCAAAAUAAUUAUUUUCAACGUAGUUGUUUUCGUUCCAAUUGAUCUUGAAUUAAGAAUUCAAGCCAAGCAUCCAAAAUAAUUAUAUGAAAUAUAAUACAAAAUAGCAGCACACACGAAGCAAGUUGAAAAGUUGAAAAAUGGGUAGCAAAUUAAUAGUUUUAGUAAACGACGGUUGAGAAAAUUUUUGUAAGUUCCCUAUUGAGGCUCAUUCAUAAAUAAUUUUACGAAUAAUUUUUAACACUUAUUAUUUGUUUGUUUUUAGACUUUUUUUAAAUAUUUUCUCUUAAGUUAUUGAACAUAAAUCAAUAAACGCAGGGGAAAACAGCUCUCGACUUGAAAGCAUUCCAAUGGGGGAUUUUCCACCGAAAAUAUCUGGGAUCCAUGAGCUGUUUUUCCAAAUGCAAAUGGAACUGCCUAACAUGAGGGUUAAUAAACAGAGUAGGGCGGUUUUAAAACCACACUGACAAAAACAAAACAGAUAACAUGAAGUUCACAACAAACCGAUAUCCGAAGAAAAGUUUAAACAAUAAACAAUAACCGAAUUAAGAGGAUGAACAAAUAGCUGCAAUACGUUAUGAUUACGUCAAUAUGUUCCUACAAUAUAGACAUACAAGAUACAUAAAUAAUUUAUAUAAAUAUAUAUUCUUAACUAACUGUAAACACACCACACAGAAAAGCAACAAAACAAAAAAACAACAAAAAAAGAGAAGAGAUUGCGAUGAAAGAAUUAUACAAUAAUUAAUUUAAGGCCGCGGCCGAAAAAAAUUCACUAAGAGCAGCAGCGACUAACUAAAACUAAAACUAAACCUUAAAUAAUCACCCGCUUAAGUUUUAUUCAAACAUUUUCAUCAACAUUAUCCUAAGUUAAGCAAUUUCCCAUUAUUUAUUGAGCGAACGUAAACUUAAAAUGACUCUAAAAUAAUGCAAAUUAUAUAUACACACAUAUAGAACUAUAUACUGCAAUUUAAGUUCCAAUCGAUACAAUUUAGUUUUCAUUUAUUUUUUUUAUAAUUCGACAUAAGUUUUUGAUAUUUUGUGGCUAAUAAAAGCAAAUGAAAGAAACCAUCAAAAGCGAAAUAAAAAUAUAUUAAAACCAUUUCACUCUCAUGUACAUUCCUUAUCGUUUUACACACAUACACACCUACACACACAUACUUAGCACCCAUACCAACACACCCGAGCUGGAACUAUAUACACAUACAUAUGUAGUUCCAAAUGGUACUUUGUACUCUACAUGCAAGAGAGCUUGAUGGGAACUCAACAGAUAUAUAUGGAAAAUACCCGAAAAAAAAGAAAACGAAAAAUAAUUAUUACUAAUGAAAAAAGGGAAGGUUAAAAAUAUACGCUAACUAUAUAUUUUUUUCGUAGUCGAAACAAGAACUAAAAAAACCAAAAGCACUGAGCAAGAAUAAUUACUUACAAGAACUCUCCACUCAAAUUUCGAUUCGAUUCGACUCGACUCGACUCAUUUUUCGAGUUGACCCAAUGCUGAAUAAAAACUAAAAAAAAAACUCGAGAAUUAAAAACUAAUGAGAGCAGCUUUUCAGGCACCAAACAAAAAACGAGCAAGAAAUAAGAAAAAGAAAACAAAUAGAAGCAAUCAAGAAGAAUAUUUUAGAACGAAAUUGAAUUCAAUUACUUACACACAGUCGAGGCAAAAACCAUAUUUUAGGCAAACCAAAAGCAAAAAAAAAUCCACACACUCGUACCCAGAACAACAAAUUUAUAUGAAAAUUAUUACAAGCAUAGAAGAAGAAGGAAAAAAAUAAGAAAAAUAUUUAAGCAAAGCAAGGCAUAUCAUAGUUUAUAACAAGAAACCGAAAUACAAAUAUGAAGAUUGCAAAAGAACACAAAAACAGGCAGAGAAGAUUCUGAAAGUUUCCAGAGAACGGCCUCCAAAAGCAGUUUUAAUUUCAAUCCGCAGCCCCGAAAUCCCAAACAUUUUCCCAACUCCCCAGAGAAUGUCAAAAAAUAAUUGAAGAAAGGCUAACGAGAGGGAAUCAAGACAGCAAGUUAAAAAAAAAAAAAAAAAACUAGAUUGAAAAACAAGAGAAAGUGGAGAUAAA
This is a messenger RNA of Drosophila simulans, 15019 nucleotides long. RefSeq names its product nuclear pore complex protein DDB_G0274915 (gene mamo). Gene Ontology annotation, molecular function: protein binding. The record is from RefSeq and is a predicted model, not a curated record. Lineage: Eukaryota; Metazoa; Arthropoda; Insecta; Diptera; Drosophilidae. Bases 738 to 4043 code for a protein of 1101 amino acids. Gene Ontology annotation, cellular component: nucleus. The transcript is spliced from 7 exons. Gene Ontology annotation, biological process: regulation of transcription by RNA polymerase II.